CUCCUCCCAAAGAUCCUAUAGCUGUCGGAUCUUUGCUCCCUCCCUCCGCUGCCGCGUUGGUGCCGCCAGUGCGGGUGCAGCGAGGAGCGGCGCCGAGGGCAAUGAGCUGCUACCUGCGCCGGCUACUGCGUGCUUGUUGACCGACCGGCCGCCUCACUUCUUCCCUCACACCCCCCCCCUGCCUCUUGGGUUAUAUGUUGGGCCAGGAACCGCUGCAAACUGGAGAGCAAGCACGGGCAGCUGGAUGUGCAGUAUAAAGCGGCGACCCCGCAGAAGAAGAUGAAGAAGCGAAAGGAGCUUAACGCGCUCAUUGGUCUCACCGCCGACGGCAAGAAAAAGAAGCCAAAGAAGAGCUCCGGGCACCAGUUACUGCUGAGGACCGAGCCCACGGCCUCCGAUUCGGAAUCCACCUCUGAUUUCGAUGAGUUCACCGAACCGGCCACCGGAUCCAUGUUCGCAAAGGGAGGCUAUGUGAAAUGCUGCAAGAUUUGUUAUCCGCUGUGUGCAUUUGUUAUGCUAGCUGCUUGUGUAGUAGCUUGUGUUGGGUUGGUCUGGAUGCAGGUUGCUCUCAAGGAAGAUCUGGAUGCACUGAAAGAAAAGUUCAGAACAUUGGAAUCUAGUCAAAAAACUUCCUUUAGUGACAUUCCAAAGCUAAAUGAAGAUCUCCUUGCAGUCCAGAAAGAUCUUAUUAACCUUGACACUGGAGACAAAGGAAUUAGAAAAAUAUGGACCAACAUCACAGAACUAAAUAAGCAAAUUACUGAACUAAAUUCAGCUGUUGCCCAUUUAAAGGCCAAUGUCAAAUCAGCAUCAGAACUAAUCAACCUUCCAGUCACUGUGGAAGAACUCCAGAAGAGUGUUGCCACAAUUGGGAGCACACUUACUAGUGUGCAGCAUGACGUUGAUACUAUUAAAGCAGCUUUAGAGGAUCAGAAGAAAAAAAUGGAGACACUUCAGCAAAAUGAGGAAAUAUCGGACCUGCAGGAUGAAGUAAAUGAGUUAAAUGCCACCCUCUUAUUUUACCACACACAUAAUGACCAAAAGCUCCAUCACAUUGAUUUACUUGUUGGUAAUCUGAGCCAGAAAGUUACUGUGCUGGAGGGAAAUGUUCUAAAUGUCGGUACUGUUUCUAAACUAAAGAACAUAAAUGGCACAAUGCAAAAUGACAACACUCAAAUGCCAAACAUUAAGGAAAGGUUGAAGAUUAUGGUGAAUGCUCUCACCAACAAAUCAGAUAAUCUAGGCAACGUUACUGUAGUCAAUGAUCAAGGUAACACAAGCUCAACUUCUACCAUGAAACCUUUAGUUUCUCCAAGGUUCCCAGUAAAACCAGUAGCUAAUAAAAACAGGAAAAGGAAUGUCAAAUUAAAGCACCUGUCUUUACCUGGGAUUACCAGUUUAAAAGCUCUGCAGGACCUGUUCCUUAAAUCUACUGAUGGCCAACUUUCUUAUCAAGAUCUGUACAAUUUAUUUGGUACUAAAACCCCUGAUCCAGAAGAACUUCGUCAGUUUGAUUCAAAUAACGAUGGAAAAUUCUCACAAACGGAACUCAUUGAUGCAAUUGGUUCCUAGAGGACUAAAUAUAUCUAAUUGGACGUGAAGUUUUUAAAAGUGAAGUCAUGACUUCCAAUUGCUAUAAUUGCACCUUAAACAGAUUGCAAAAUCUGCUUAGUACUUAGAAUAAAUAUCCUUAAAAUUACCUUUGGGUUUGCCAAAACGUUGUUUUAAUGAAACAAUCUGGAUUCAAUUCAGUUUGAGGAAUAAUGGUUGAAGCAUUCAGGAUAAAAUCUUUGUUUAAAUAUCACACUCAAAAUAAAGUACAGGUAGCUGGUUAAACUAUUCAAAAUCAAACUACUGACAGGUUCUUAAAAAAAAUUGGAUAAAAUAGGUUUUGUUGAUUUUCAAUUAAAUUGGUGGAGAUUCAAGUAAAUUAAUUUCCCCCCCCCUCUCCCCAUAUAUAACUAUCCAGGGGGUUCAAAAUUUCCAUUAUUUUCAAUGGAAACACAAUUACUUUGGACAGCCUUGAGGACUAAAGUAUUUUGUGAUUGAUUAUAUUGAGACUUGCAAUUUCUGUUCUACAGGCAUCGCCAGCUUUGAAAAUGUUCAAAGAUCAACAAGUGUCCUGCAUGUGUAACACAGUAAAUGCAACCACUUUUGUGCAAGCAAUUAAGACUGCUUUCAUUUUGGUUCCAUGCAUUACUGCUUGGGCCCCACAAUGUGUGGAGUGCAAGGGGUUGGUGAUAAAAUUAAACGUGCUGGUUUUACUAACACUGGCUAUUAGGAAGGUGCACUGUGAAUCUGGCAAGUUUACGUGAAGUUACUGGUGUCAGUCAGACCACUGAAGCACACUGACACAGUUCAAAACCAGUAUAUAGGUCUUGGAAACAAAUGCUGCAUUUUUUGUCUUUAUGUUUCUAUUCAUUGAAAUGUUCUUAUCUUGUAAACCAUUCCAUAGUUUAUUUAAGAACUGGGGUGUCUUUAACAUAAGUGUCGCAUUAAGGUCUCUUGGUUGCUGAAGUUCAGUUAGAAAAUUAAUUUGUUUUUACAGUUUGAGUCUGAAAACAGCUGCAACAGUGUUUAACUUACUUCAGAGCAAACACACACACUUGGUGGUUUACAGGACUAUAGAACUUGUAUGAAGUUUUCUUUAACUUGAAUAAUUUGACAAUGCUUCUUUUGAAUGAUAUAAAAUAAUUGUAUAAUAUAAAUGUAGAUACAACAUUAUAUUUCUAAUGUUGAAAUAAAUAUGCAUAAAAAUCAGCAGCUGAUAUCUCUCGCACAUGCUUAGCAAUAAAGUAAUAUUUUGGGCCAGGAUUGAGAUUUCAUUUGGUAUUGACUUUAGCUCCCAAGACAAUAUAACAUUCUGAAUGAAAUGCUCACUUUCAAUGCAUUUCACAAGUGCAUUUAAGGCAACUUAAGAGUUUUAACUGUCAAUACUAAAAGGCUGGAUUUCCUGGUUCCUGGAUGCCAUCUUUAUAUCAAAUCAUAGUAUUUUGUGGACAAAUUUUUAAUUAAAAUUUUAACUUUAUUGCAACUAAUAGAUCUUGUCCAAUAAUGGCCUCUUUAAUUAUAGUAGCAAUAAGAGAUCAACUUUUCCAGUACGUGAGGGUAUUAUUCAGUUUUGCAGAGAUUUGUCAAAGAGUUGAUCUAAUUUUGUAAAAUGGGUACAGGGAGAAAAUGUAAUUCAAGUUGUUUGCACUUUUGGUUGUUGGCUAAUUUAUUUACAUAUUAUAACCCCAUGCUGGUGAUGUCUAAAGCUGAACACUGGAAAAGUGCUCUAAAUAAGACUGCUUUGGAGCUGGAACAUUUUAUACGGUCAUGUACAUGGUGAUUCAUAAAUGUCUUGUGAAACUUAAUGUUUAAUUACUCCUUUUGUUGUAUACAAAUUACAAAAUAUAUUUUUGAGAUGUUAUUCGUACAAUAAAAGGGUUAGUUGUAUUAAAGUAACAA
Leucoraja erinaceus (little skate) is the source of this 3450-nucleotide messenger RNA. It is a transcript of the gene efcab14, whose product is annotated as EF-hand calcium binding domain 14. NCBI's taxonomy places the organism in Eukaryota, Metazoa, Chordata, Chondrichthyes, Rajiformes, Rajidae. The record is from RefSeq and is a predicted model, not a curated record. The coding region runs from base 280 to 1572 and encodes 430 amino acids. The transcript is spliced from 9 exons.